CAGAGUACAUGUUGGAAACAGGUUACUAAACGACGCGUUAUUUUUCGUGUCAUAAAAAUAAUUUCGCUUGUCGAUUGACUGAAGUGGCAAUAACUACACACUUUUGAACGUAUUUCAGAGCAUCACUUCGUUAUAAAGAGAUCAUUAUGUUUCAAAGUUUGAACAUAAUGGGAACUAGCGACGAGGGAGACAUCGGUUUAUGCGGAAAAAUUUUAACAGUUCUGUCCAUUGUAAUUGUUGCCUGUACAUUUCCAUUUUCGUUGUUUUUCUGUUUAAAGGUUGUAACGGAGUACGAAAGAGCUGUGGUCUUUCGUUUGGGAAGAACAACUCAAGGAGAAGGGCACGGUCCAGGCACUUUCUUUCUAUUACCAUGCAUUGAUGCGUAUUCCAAGAUUGAUCUGCGUACUGUUUCAUUUGAUGUUCCACCACAAGAAGUACUAACAAAGGACAGUGUGACAGUCACGGUAGAUGCUGUAGUAUACUUUCGAAUAUACAAUGCAACGAUGUCUGUGACAAACGUCAGUGAUGCGCAGGCUUCCACACGACUUUUGGCCCAGACAACAUUGCGAAACAUGAUAGGAAGUAAGACCCUAUCGGAGAUUUUUAGCGAUCGAGAAUCGAUAAGUAAUACAAUGCAGUUGAUUCUUGAUGAAGCAACAGAUCCCUGGGGUGUAAAAGUUGAACGUGUAGAAAUGAAAGAUAUUCGUCUUCCAAUUCAGCUCCAACGUGCCAUGGCAGCCGAAGCCGAGGCAACAAGAGAAGCGAGAGCCAAGAUCAUCGCAGCGAAUGGCGAACGAGAGGCAGCGUGUUCUUUAAAAGAAGCUUCUGAAGUAAUGGCUGAAUCGCCAUCAGCUUUGCAACUACGAUACCUUCAGACUCUGAACACAAUCUCUGCGGAAAAGAAUUCAACAAUUAUAUUUCCUGUGCCAGUCGAUACUCUACAACGUUUUAUGCCUUCGUGAACUACGAUGAAGAAUGAAUAAAUAAGUACAGAAUAAACGACUGACUUAUCUGUAAACAACCCUUUUCUCUCCUGAAUAUUCCUUUCUCCGCUUUUCUGAUGUCCUCAUUAUAUAAAAUGAAAUUUCAACGUCAAGACUUUGACGUUGCUUUUGCAAAAAAUAAUUGUACAGAUUUUCGCAACAGUUAGUUAAUGUAUUUGUGGUCCAUUAUUAUAGUAUUUAAUUUAGAAGUUAAACAAUUUUUUUUCGGUUAAGACGGUGGAUAUACUCAAUUCAGUACAACAAUUUUUUUGAUUCAAUUAACAACAUGAAAAAAUCUA
Molecule: messenger RNA, 1282 nt
Organism: Xenia sp. Carnegie-2017
Lineage: Eukaryota; Metazoa; Cnidaria; Anthozoa; Malacalcyonacea; Xeniidae
Product: band 7 protein AGAP004871-like
Exons: 8
Coding region: 147-962 (271 amino acids)
Cellular component (GO): plasma membrane
Source: RefSeq, a predicted model, not a curated record